Messenger RNA from Dioscorea cayenensis subsp. rotundata (Guinea yam), 1866 nucleotides. Its product is annotated as calcium-dependent protein kinase 10-like. Lineage: Eukaryota; Viridiplantae; Streptophyta; Magnoliopsida; Dioscoreales; Dioscoreaceae. Gene Ontology annotation, molecular function: calcium ion binding; calmodulin binding; ATP binding. The record is from RefSeq and is a predicted model, not a curated record. Gene Ontology annotation, biological process: protein autophosphorylation; peptidyl-serine phosphorylation; intracellular signal transduction. Gene Ontology annotation, cellular component: cytoplasm; nucleus.
UUUUAUAGUAAAAGCCUCUAAAACCUCUUGCUCUGAAUUGUGAAACCAGAAACCAUGGGAAACCGUUUCCCCUGCCUCCGUCCCUCCGCCGUUAACGACCAACGGAACUCGCCGCCGAGCUCCUCCCCUUAUCGGAGGCGGAGGCGCAAACCCAACCCGAAUCCGCAUCCGUUAUCCCAGGAUCCGCCAACCUCCUCCUCCUCCUCCUCCUCUCACUCUGUCCACGUACUUAAGGGCCUCUCUCUCUACAACGCCGCCGCCCGCCUCACCGACGACUACCUCCUCGGCGCCGAGCUCGGCCGAGGAGAGUUCGGCGUCACCUACCUCUGCACUCACCGCACCUCCCGCGAGCUCCUCGCCUGCAAGUCCAUCCCCAAGCGCAAGCUCCGCACCGCCAUCGACGUCCAGGACGUCCGCCGUGAGGUCGCCAUCAUGGCCGUCCUCCCCUCCCACCCAAACCUUGUCCGCCUCCGCGCCGCUUUCGAGGACUCCGACGCCGUCCACCUCGUCAUGGAGCUCUGCGAGGGUGGCGAACUCUUCGACCGUAUCGUCGCCCGUGGCCAUUAUAGCGAACGCGCUGCCGUCGAGGUCGCCCGCACCAUCGCCGAGGUCGUCCGCACCUGCCACCACUAUGGCGUCAUCCACCGCGACCUCAAACCGGAGAACUUCUUGUACGCUAACAAGAAGGAGAAUUCCCGGUUAAAAGCUAUCGACUUUGGGCUCUCCGUCUUCUUCCGCCCCGGGGAGAGCUUCUCGGAGAUCGUCGGCAGCCCGUACUAUAUGGCGCCGGAGGUUCUCAAAAGGAGCUAUGGUCCGGAGAUUGAUAUUUGGAGCGCUGGGGUUAUACUCUAUAUAUUGCUGAGUGGCGUGCCACCGUUUUGGGCUGAGACGGAGCAGGGGGUGGCUCAGGCGAUACUCCGGGGAAGGAUAGACUUCGAAAAAGACCCGUGGCCCCAUGUUUCCGAGAGCGCCAAGAGCUUGGUCCAGCAGAUGCUGGAGCCUAAUCCGAAGCUGCGGUUGACUGCUGAACAGGUGCUUGAACAUCCAUGGUUACAGAAUGAGAAGAAAGCUCCAAAUGUUCCUCUGGGAGAUGUUGUGAGGGCAAGGCUCAAACAAUUUUCAAUGAUGAAUAGAUUAAAAAAGAAGGCAAUGAGGGUGAUUGCAGAUCACUUAAUGAUCGAUGAAGUGGAGGUAAUCAGAGAAAUGUUCAAAUCAAUGGAUUCUGACGAUGAUGGAAAGGUAACUUUCGAAGAAUUGAAAGCUGGACUUCAGAAGGUUGGUUCCCAGCUGACUGAAAUAGAAAUGAAGAUGUUGAUGGAAGCAGCUGAUGUUGAUGGAAAUGGCAUACUGGAUUACGGAGAGUUUGUUGCUAUCACCAUUCACUUGCAAAAGAUGGAAAACGAUGAGCAUCUUCGUAAAGCUUUCAUGUUUUUCGAUAAAAAUGGAAGCGGAUUUAUUGAAAUCGAUGAGUUACGAGAAGCCUUAAGAGACAAUACUGGUCAUAUAGACCCCGAAGUGCUUAACGACAUUGUGAAAGAAGUAGAUGCAGAUAAGGAUGGGCUUAUUAGCUAUGAGGACUUCGUCGGAAUGAUGAAGGCUGGCACUGAUUGGAGGAAAGCCUCUCGACAAUAUUCUCGAGAGAGGUUUAACAGUUUAAGCAUCAACCUUAUGAAGGAUGGCUCACUGUUGAUGGGUAAUGAAGCUCAACUGAAGAAGUAGUUUUUACAGUUUGUGUUUUUGAGUGAAUGAAAGAUGAAUACAUAGUUGUUUUGGUUGCAUGCUCUUGCUUGAAAGUAAUCUUUGUGAGAGGUGCUUGUUUUGUAUUAAUUAUUAAUGUAUAGUAAUUCAUUUUUAUUUUUAUUUUUA